AGCUAAUGUUGUUAUUCUAUUCCAGGAAGAGAAGACGGGGAUUGCGUUUAACAUCGAGCAACUGCGUCAAUAACAGUUUUGACGAAUAUCUUUGGUUUUCCUCUACUCUUCAGCAUGGCAAAUGGCCUGUGCUGAGUGACCGAUGGCUCUCUUCCUGGACGGGACAUCAGUAGGCAGUGCCAUGGACACGUCAAACUUUGCACACGUCAUCUUCCAGAACGUGGGGAAGAGCUACCUGCACGCCGCUCUAGAGUGUCACUACACUCUCACCCAGUUCAUCAAACCACACACGAAGGACUGGGUUGGCAUAUUCAAGGUUGGAUGGAGCACAGCGAGGGACUAUUACACAUUCUUGUGGUGUCCUGUUCCUGAGGACCACACUGAGGGCACUGCCAUCCACAGAGCCGUGGUGUUUCAAGGAUACUACGUGCCCAACGAUGAUGGGGAGUUCUACCAGUUCUGCUAUGUGACCCACAAGGGGGAGAUCCGAGGGGCCAGCACGCCCUUCCUGUUCCGGGCUCAGAGCCCCUCAGAGGACGAGCUGCUGACCGUGGAGGAUGAGUGCAACUCGGACAUCCUGGUGGUGACCACCAGGACCGGAUACCUGGAGCAAAAGAUGGAGGAGGCCCACAGAGAGAAGGAGGAGCUGGUUCGGACCAUGAGCCUCCUGCAGAAUGAGAAGGAGCAGCUGGAGGAGGAGAAGGGGAGACUGCAWAAAGAGUGUGAGCAGGAGAAAGAGAAGUUUGCCCAACUGAGACGAGAGACCCAGGAGGUGCAGGUGUCGUGCCAGGCCCUGCAGGAGGAGAGAGAAGAGGUGAAAAGAAGGCUGGAGGAGGCCACAGCCAGGGUCCUGCAGUUGGAGGAUGACCUGAUAAGAGUCACCCAGAAGGGCCUGCAGAAAGAGACGGAGCUGGACAGCCUGAAGGACCGAGUGAAGAAGCUGACUCUGGAGAAUGACGGCCUGGAGUCACACCUGAAGGAUGAGAAGGAUGAGAAGGAGCUCUACAAGAUCCACCUGAAGAAGCGUGAGCUGGAGAACACCAAGCUGAGUGCAGAGCUGCAGAUGCUGAAGGCUGUGGAUGUAAACAAGGAGAACACCAUCGCUCAGUUCAAAGAGGAGGUGGGACGCCUCCGCUCCUGCCUCACUGAGAAGGAGAAACAACACAAGGAGGUCUUGGCCCAGGCCUCCCCCUUGAGUGAGCUGAAGGCCAUGAAGGAACAGCUUCGUCAGAAGGAAGAGCAGCUUCAGGCCAAACAGCAGCAGGCCUCCAUGUUGUCUGCUGAGCUGAGGGACGCGUCCAGCGCCCGCGACCGCACCAUGGCUGACCUGUACCGCAUGAGGCUGGAGUCAGACGCCCUGCAGCAGGGGAAGCAGGAGGCCCUGGCCCAGUGUAGCCGUCUGGAGUGCCUGGUGAAACAGAUGAAGAAUGAUGCCCAGCAGGAGGCGCAGGCUAAGUCUGAGGUGUGCAGGGUGGAGGAUGAGGCAGGGGCUGACCCAGCCACCGUGGCUGAGCUGCAGAGAGAGGUGGAGGAUGAGGCAGGGGCUGACCCAGCCACCGUGGCUGAGCUGCAGAGAGAGGUGGAGGACCUGAAGCUCCGGCUGCACAUGGCUGCAGAACACUAUAAGGAGAAGUACAAGGAGUGUCAGAGGCUGCAGAGACAGGUGGUCAAGCUUUCUGAACAACCUGGGGAGCUGAGGAAGAACCCAGCAGCUGAGGCCAUGGCCCGUUCCUCUGUUGUCAGUCCAGACAUCUCUGUUCGCAGGGAGUCAGGUUCUGCUGGACCCCAUGCUGGAGGCCCCUCAUUCCAAGGAGAAACUUUCAAAAGGUUUCAGCAGAGAGGCGUCCGACAGGAGACGCCCAAGUCACAGGAAAUGCAAACAGAGCUGAUGAAGAAGGAAGAGUGCUACAUGUGUGACCAGAGUGUUGUCUGCUCUAAGGAGGAGGAGAGGAGGAGAGGGCGUAGCUACAUGUUGUGA
This is a messenger RNA of Salvelinus sp. IW2-2015, 1978 nucleotides long. RefSeq names its product tax1-binding protein 1 homolog B-like. The record is from RefSeq and is a predicted model, not a curated record. Lineage: Eukaryota; Metazoa; Chordata; Actinopteri; Salmoniformes; Salmonidae.